GCCACAUGAACCUGCUAUAUAAACGGCGCUUAGAUGAUCGCCGGUCAGUGGUAAUAAACUAGCACAGCUAUGAAUAAGCAAAUCGCAGUCGUUACUUUUCUUAUAGCCGUGGCUGCCUUCACUGCAGCAUACGAAUUUAACGAUCCAUUAUUCAACCAGAUUUUGGCAAAUGAACUAGUGGAGCUCGAAUCUUCGGCUUAUCCGCACCACCGGAGUCGAAGAGACGAAGACGCGGUCACUGAAAAGUGCAGACCCUUCAGGAAGAAGAAACUGUGCUGCGCUGAAGAAACCUUCGACGAGCUCCACGACAAAGACCGCGAUUUCAAGAGAGAGUGCUUCAAGCAAGUUGUUGGCAGCAAGGACGGUCCGCGCGAAUUUGAUCCUUUCAGGUGCGACAAAGUGGACAAACACCGCCGGGACAUGACGUGUGUGUCCCAAUGCGUGGGCCAGAAGAAAGAUGUGCUGGAUAAGGAUGGAAAUGUGAAAGAGGCCGAAUUCGGAGAGUUUGUGAAAGAGACCAUGGCGAAGGAAUCCUGGUUUGUGUCGAUCCAGGACAAAGUGGUUUCAACAUGCUUGGCUGAAGCCAGGAAUGCCACAGCCAACCGCGAUACCUCCGAUACUGAAUCUUGUAAUCCGGCCGGCGUUAAACUUAUGCACUGUAUGUUUAGGGAAAUUCAGCUCGGGUGUCCCACCGAACAGAUAAAAGACCAGAAAGCCUGUGCCAGGGCUAGGGACAAGAUCAAGAGACACAACGAGUUCUUGCCGCCUCCGCCCCAGUUCCUUAAUGACGAAUAAGACGCCAAGUUACACUUAGGGUUAGCUGUUUUACUACUUUAUUAUUUUGUCGCAUAAGCAUAUAACUUAAUAAAUAUUUACAAAGAUU
Molecule: messenger RNA, 883 nt
Organism: Tribolium castaneum (red flour beetle)
Lineage: Eukaryota; Metazoa; Arthropoda; Insecta; Coleoptera; Tenebrionidae
Exons: 4
Coding region: 70-795 (241 amino acids)
Molecular function (GO): odorant binding
Source: RefSeq, a predicted model, not a curated record